Siniperca chuatsi (mandarin fish) is the source of this 1538-nucleotide messenger RNA. It is a transcript of the gene tmem218, whose product is annotated as transmembrane protein 218. The transcript has 3 exons. Lineage: Eukaryota; Metazoa; Chordata; Actinopteri; Centrarchiformes; Sinipercidae. The record is from RefSeq and is a predicted model, not a curated record. The coding region runs from base 395 to 742 and encodes 115 amino acids.
CCAGGAAGCAGGAGACGCUGGAGAGCGCGUAAUAUAGCCCUUGAACUGAUAAACGUUACGCCUUGAGGAUUGACAGGUUAAUGGACAGCAAAGAUACAUUUUUACGGAAGAAAAUUACGUAUCGAACAUCAUAAAUGACAUGUUUACCUAGUUAAGCGUGCGACUGUCGGUCUCAGAAUAGCAGAGCUAGCAGUGACAACUAACAUACCCUCACAACGGUGGAACUUACCUCUAGCUAAUGUAAUUUAAGGCAUAUAGACUAACGUUUGGUUAACUUGUUCAACUACAGUAUUGCUUAACUAAUAAUGUCACGAACGUCGCACGUAAAACCGUACUUCACUGAUUAACUCUUUUGUCUGUCGAGUAAACUACCAUGUAAAGUUGCUUAACAAAAAUGGCAAGUACCGUGUUGGAAGUCGGUACGGGCGUUUUCGUCAUUGCUGUCGUGUGGAUUGUGGCUCUUGUGUUUGGGAUGCUGCUGCUGAGAGCCUCUGGAUCAGCAAAGUUAGGAGUUAUCCCCGUUUUCCUCCUGGCUCUCACCAUCACUUUGGCGCUGGUGUUUUUCCCGCGCAGCCCAGAGACAACGCCCCCUUUCAAAGAGAUAGAGAUAGUGGACACUUUGUUCAUCGGCCGCUACGUACUGCUGGCGGUGGUGAGUGCAGUCUUUCUGGGGGCGUUCUUUAUGCUGCUCCCCUUUCAUUUCCUGGAGCCAGUCUAUGCCAAGGCCUUAAGAACACACUAGAGCUGCCAAGGUCAGAGCUGGCACCAGGAUCACAUCGCUGAUCUACACAACUUAAGACAAGCAGGGCCAAUGAGAGGCCCCCCUCUCCUUCAUGUGGAAACAGACUACAGAAUGCAUCCCAAACAGAAACAGCAGGAGAGCCAGUGUUCUCUUCAUGGCCAACUCUUUGCAGGUUGUUUGCUGUUUAUGUACAACCAACAGGAAUGAGAUAUCCAACAGUACCCAGGUCGUUGUGUUUUUAUUUUGUAUCAUUUAAUACCUGAGAUGAAUAAAUAGUUUUUUAUUUGAUAUGUGUACAGCACUACAGCAAUUGCUAGUCAGCCAGCAUUGAAACACUCCCUCCACCUUUAGAAAGAGAGAAAUAUUUACAUUGCCACACUGAAUUGUCUUGUUUUUGUCGCUUGACCUCCUAAUAUGUGGAUUCCUGAAGUACUAUCAAGGUGACGGAACGAGUUACAGUGUUAGUGACAGUACAUGGCACACAUUUACAGUAAGUCAGGAUGACCCAGUGCGCACUCACGUAGAAAAACAUGACAUCAUAUAAUAUGACACAUCAAAGCAGUUGACAUACAGUAUUUGUAUCACUGAACCUAUUUAUUAGUGUUUUAUUAGUAUGCAUAAAUGCAUUAUUAAUAUGCAGCACUGGUAACGAAAUGACAACUAGAUGUUUCUGGUUCCCCAGAUUGUUCUGCACUGAAAUGCUGAAAACUGACUAAAGAACACUAAUGUUGCAGUUGGUGCUGGGUGUUAUUAGAUAUUUUAGAGGCAUUUCCAUUAAAUUCAUUUUUUUUGUCGA